This is a messenger RNA of Ciona intestinalis (vase tunicate), 2362 nucleotides long. Its product is annotated as trehalase. Gene Ontology annotation, molecular function: CDP-diacylglycerol-glycerol-3-phosphate 3-phosphatidyltransferase activity; alpha,alpha-trehalase activity. Lineage: Eukaryota; Metazoa; Chordata; Ascidiacea; Phlebobranchia; Cionidae. Gene Ontology annotation, cellular component: mitochondrion. The record is from RefSeq and is a predicted model, not a curated record. Gene Ontology annotation, biological process: trehalose catabolic process; cardiolipin biosynthetic process.
AAAUAGGACGAGAAAAUAGAAUGAAAAUGUGUCCCAUCUUCCCCCACCCUACCAUAUAAUUAUACAAUAGGGCGACAUUGAGGUUAAAGGGAUAUUAAAUUUACAUGUUGACGCUCAAAAUACAAUUCGCCCAAUAUUCAGUUUAUUUUGUUUGUUUUCACUUUUUCUUCUCUCUAACAAACGACCGAAGGCAACACCAACACAAGCAUUACACAUACAUUACACGUCGUUAUAGUUACGCUAUACGACGUUUCUUCGUUUUCUGUUACACAUUAUGACAACACAAGCGUUGUCUGCUGUUUUGACGUUUAGUGUCGAAUAUAUCAUGUUUAUCGAAUCGUACGUUCGCGUAUUGAUGAAAUCAUACAUUCACAUUUUGUUUUGCUGUUUCUAUUACGGCCUGCAGUGAUAGAAGGUUUUCUGAACGAGUCGUUUUUUUAGUUUUAGUGUAUUGUUUUCAGCAUAAAAGGGCUCUAAUGUUUGUUCUAUAAUGUGUAUAAUAAAGGGCGGGUCUGCUUUUAUGUGUAUACGUUUUUUGGUACUACUAUUUUGUGUUAAAACCGUUUUGUUCUUGUGCAAAAUUACAGUUUGCAUUGUGUUUUAUCGAGGACGUUGUCUCACGAACAUUGGCAGAUAUUUCCAAUAGAAUAGAAACGUUGUUGUUUUAAUUAAAUGGACUUCGACUUUAUGCGGGGUAUGUCCCCUUGUUUCCAUGUAAACGGGAAUAAUAUUGACGUUAUCGAAACACCCUGUGAUUUCUAUGAUGCUUUGGUGCUGGGUGCAAAUUCUGCCAAAACUAGAAUCGCUCUGGCAGCACUGUAUCUCGGCACAGGAGAAUUAGAAACACUUUUCGUUGAUUCACUACAUCGAGCUCUGGAGCGACGUCUAUCGGAUUCCGAGUUUUUAGAACUUGACGUGUUGCUGGAUUUUGUUAAAGGUCAACGUGGAGAAACCAACUCGCUUACGAUGCUAAAACCUUUGGCGGGCUUCUCAAACAAAGUCUGCAUAUCUUUAUUUCGAUCCCCGAUGUUUCGCGGGCUUUGGAAGCGUCUUCUUCCGGCAAGAUCGAACGAAAUCCUUGGCCUUUUUCAUAUAAAGGUUUUUGUAUUCGACAAUGACGUCAUCGUAUCUGGAGCCAACCUAAGCGGCCAAUAUUUUAGAAACCGACAAGAUCGUUACUACAAAAUUAAGGGGUCAAAGAACCUGGCUGAUUACUUUCAAGGCUUGAUCAAAACAAUAUCGUUAUUUUCCUACCAUUUACAAACUGAUGGCAGUCUCAUAUUUUCGCCUUCAUGCUCUUAUAACCCGGACGUGCAACCUGGACUUUAUGAUACAGAGCUCCGUAACAGCUUGCUUCAGUUUACAGGACCAUAUAAUGUACCGAAACGAGCAAAUUCUACACCACGGUCUAUCUUCAUUGCCCCAGCGAAUUUCUGGGCCUACAUUCGACAAUUUGGUUUGAACAUCAAACAAACCGACAAAACAAACGAAGAAGAUUUUGUUGAACUUCAUCACCAUGACGAUCGUGACGUAGAAGACACUUUAAUUUUUCCCACAAUUCAACUCGGUUGUGUCAACAUCCGGCAAGAUGAGGAAGUGACGAACAUGAUGCUUGCAUCAUUUCCGGCAAAUUCCCGUGCGUGUAUCACUUCCGGUUACUUCAACGUCACUGAUGACGUGACCGCUAUGAUCGCUGGAGGCGUUGCAACGUUUGAGAUUAUUACCGCUUCCCCGGGGGCUAACGGGUUUCUCGGGUCCGGGGUUUUUUCUGGUUACAUGCCGCAAAUGUAUUGUUCUCUUGUGAAAAACUUCUUCGAGCUGUUGGUCAAAACUGGUCGCUCGUGUAAAGUGAAGCUCUGGGAGUAUUGCCGAAAAGACUGGACCUACCACGCGAAAGGAAUCUGGUAUUACCCACCGAAUGCACUGUUUCCACAACUCACAGCUAUCGGUUCUUCAAAUUUGGCGAUACGAUCAAUGCAGCGAGACCUAGAAGCUCAACUCUAUAUUGUGACUUAUAACGAGAAGUUAAUGAAAAAAAUGCACAAGGAAAAAUGUUUGAUAAUGAACGAAUCGUCGCUUAUUACAAAUGAAACUUUUAAGGAAUCGAGAUACAAUGUGUCUGCAUGGGUUACAAGUGUUAUAGAUAUUGUGAAGCGUUACUGCUGAGAAAUAUAUUCGAUUCUUCUACGACACCUAGCGUCGAAAUUACGUCAUCGGAAAUGACGACAAGUUCUUGCAACGUCAUUAGACCAAUAACGUCACAGGCAGCUUUACUAUACUUUUCAUUCAUAAGUUUAUUGUUCUGUAUUUUGUAAAUUUGAAAUAAUGAACGAUUAAUUUAGAUAUUACAAUUUCUACCAAU